Molecule: messenger RNA, 4534 nt
Organism: Patella vulgata (common limpet)
Lineage: Eukaryota; Metazoa; Mollusca; Gastropoda; Patellidae
Product: rap1 GTPase-GDP dissociation stimulator 1
Exons: 16
Coding region: 332-2242 (636 amino acids)
Biological process (GO): proton transmembrane transport; positive regulation of GTPase activity
Cellular component (GO): cytosol; vacuolar proton-transporting V-type ATPase, V1 domain
Molecular function (GO): protein binding; guanyl-nucleotide exchange factor activity; proton-transporting ATPase activity, rotational mechanism
Source: RefSeq, a predicted model, not a curated record
AUUACCGUGUGUUAGGUCACGGAGACCUCUUGCUCUUCAGCUCUGAGUCGCUUUGUGAUGCUUUAUUUUUAUAGUAUUACGAAACAGUUUAACUUUUAUUACGACCAACUGCUGAACUGGUUGAUUAGUAGAAGCCACGUGCCCGUUAUUGUUUAUUUACGUAUCAAUACCAGAUUAAAUCGGGCACGUGUCGGUCGAAGGUGUUAUCGUCAACAGUUUACUUCCGGUGUCAUGGCAGCGCCCACUGAUUAUUCCUCGUAUUGAUCAUUUCAUGAAAUAGUCUGUCUUCUGCCACCAAAUUGUUUGGUUUCAAGGUUUCUUCAUUGAGAACAUGGAAGAGCUUGUACCAUUAAUACAAAAACUAAAGUUAGCUGAUGAAGACCUGAAGAAAGAGACAUGUCUAGAGAAUUUAGCAAAACUUGUAUCAGAAAAUGAGGAAAAAAGUGAAGAUAUUGCUGUAUUAUUGGUUGACAGUGGUAUACUCGAAAACAUGAAACAGUUAUUAGAAGAGUCCAAAAGUCCGCAGUUAUCUGCAAAAUGUGCUCAACUUAUUGCUGAACUGGCAAAAUCAGAAUCUUUAAGACAGCCUUUAGUUGAUUUGGGAUUUAUAAGCCCCUUGUUGAAAUCUUUGACAAGCGAUUAUCUACCGUUACCAACCCAGUCUUGUAGAGCUCUUGGUAAUAUUUGUUAUGAUAAUGAUGCUGGAAGAAAUGUGAUUGAUGAAAGUGAUGGUAUCAAAUUAUUAACAGAUCUACUAAGAUCACAAUUAAAAGUAGACAGAGAGGGCUCAGAGAAAUUACGAACCAUAGCUUGUGGUUUUCUAUUAAAUCUCACAAAUACACAUGAUGUUUUACAAGAGAAGGCUUUAGAUAAUGGUGUAUUGGAUAUAUUAGAUGUUUGUUUGACUAAACAUCUUGAUGAUGAAGGAUUGACCAAUAUGACCUUAUUAACCUUCAGUAGUUUAUCUGACUCAGAUUCUGGUAGAGAGAAAAUCAGUGAAUGUGCUGCACUGACAACAUUGGUAGAUCUAUUGGUGAAAGAUAAAGCUCACAUACAUAUAGAAACAAUAUUAGAUAUACUCAUUACACUUACUGAAUGUGAAACAAUCAAAGAAAAUUUAGCAAGUACUAAUUUAAGUAAUCAUUUGAUUCAAAUAAUCCAAUCAAAUGUCGGAAAGUCAGAUUCAGACAGUCAACAGAAAAUCAAAAUGGCAUCUGAUCUGAUGGUGUCAUUGCUAGUUGGUGAUAAAAGUAUGGAGAUGUUAUUUGGUAAUGGUGAUGGUCAAGUAUUUGUAGAAUCUGUGAAAUGGUUGUCAAGUGAAAACGACCAUCUUAAAACAUCAGGAGCAUUAGCUAUUGGUAACUUUGCAAGAAGUGAUGAACAUUGUCGUCUCCUUGUUGAGAAUGGAAUUGUUGAACACCUAUUGAAAUUGUUGGAAGUACUUCCUACAGAUAGCAAUAUGACCCUUUUACAUGCUGCAUUAAGUGCUCUGCGAAAUUUAGCUAUCCCAGCAUCCAAUAAACCAAGACUUUUAGAGGCAGGUGUAAUGCCUUCAGUAUUGAAAUUAGCUAAUACUGAAUCAAUGCCAGUGGUAUUUAAAAUAUUGGGGGUUUCCCGAAUGUUAAUAGAUGGACAAGAAGAAGCAGCUAAAAUGUUAGGUGGAGAAAAAGAUUUUUUAGUACAUGUAGUAGAAUGGUGUGAUGUAGAAGAACAUGCAGGGGUUAGAGGAGAGGCAACACGACUUCUGGCCUGGUUAAUAAAAAAUAGUAAAUCGCCAGAAGUGAUGAAAAAUAUUAUCAAAUCUGAUGGAAUACAGUAUCUGGUUUCCAUGGCAACAUCAGAACAUGUUGUCAUGCAAAAUGAAGCUUUAAUAGCUCUGACCUUAAUCUGUUCAACUGUUUUAGAGGAUGCUGCAGAUCAGUUAAAAGAAGCCGAUUUGGCUAAAACAGUGACAGAUAUUUUAAAGAAUUCCUCCACAUUACCUGAGAUUUUAUACAAUACAUUAACAUUAACUAAAACUAUAUGCAGUGCUGCCUCUCCAACAAGUCCUCAAAUGUUACGAUGUAGUUUAUUGGCUUGUACAGGGUUUUUAUCCGAUGUUCAGAGUAAUUUAAGAGAAGAGAUUGUAACAUCAGGUAUUGCUGACACUAUUAAACAACUUGUUCAACAUAAAGAUCCAAAAGUACAAGAAGCAGCUAAAACUGUCCUUGAUUUUAUUGAAGAAGCUUCUGCAAACACAUGAAUUUAAUUCAGUAUUUUAAAAUGUAUGUUAAAGAAAUAUACAAAUUACUUUAAGGAAACAUAUGGCUGACUUAAAGCAUGUGCUAUUCCUGUUUUGUGGAACUUUUCAUAAUGUUUGAAAAAAUCUCAUUCUAUUUAGUCACUGAAUUUAUUUCUAACUUUUGUGAAUUGUACAUUUAUUUGUUGAUCUUGGGACAAAAAAUCUCAGAUAAAUAUUUUGAUUCUGACAGUUAUUUACAAGUUCAAAAUUAAUGCAUUCCCUUAUACAGGUAGAUCCAAGAGCACAAAUCAAAACAUAGUUAAAAACAUUCCAAAUUUAAAUAGUGACUGUUAUCUACUUAAAAAAUUUAAAACAUAAUGGAAACUCUAUGGUCAAGAUAUUUGUGUAACCUGUGUGUACAAAUGUAGAAUUGACAUUCCAUUACAUAAGAAUAUCAAGCACAGCAUGUACUUAUCACAUGGUAUGAUUACAAGGGCCCAGCUAAGUCCACUUCAAUAUUGAUUGCCUAGAUUAAAUUCUUUGAUUGUUUAUGUUACAGUAAGAUGUUGUUUGUACUCUCACAAAAAAUACAUCACAAAUGCUAAGACUUUUGUCCUAUCGCAGGUUAUCAUAGCAUAUCAUGAUGAAAAUCACAGUUGGUGGGACCAGCUUUAUCUAUGUUAUUUCUCAGACUAAUGAUUUGAAUGAGUCUUAAAAAUAUAUUUGAGGGCCCAAAAACAUAACCACUGGAAAAUAUAUUAAAACUACUGAGAAAAAAAAUAUUUGUUGCUAAAAACAUAAUAGCUAUGUAUGGAAAACACUAUUCAAUCUAAAAACAUCACUAGUACAGUUAUCACUUAGGGUGUUUGUGUGAAAUUUAUUUAACAUUCGCUUCCACGAUGUAGUGAGGUCUUUCACUUAAUAGCGAUUGUAGAAGUCUGUUGUAGUUGCUAGCUAUACACUGCAUUCAUAACAUGUAGUUCACAUACUAACGACCAACAGUUUCUUUCAUAUUUUAUUUGUUUAGGUCUAAGAAAAAUAGUUAAGAGUAAGUUUUAAGGUUGCACUAGAUGAUCUAAUUAAACCUGAGAGAAGGGAACAGUUCUUUUUUAACAUAAAGAUAAUAAAUUUACAAUCAGGAACAUUGAUAAUAAAGCAAGUAUGGUCUAUAACUCUGUAUAGGCUAACAGCAAUGAAAAAGGUUUAAGUUCUCUUGAAUAGGGUUCUAAAUUAUGAUUGACAACUGAUAGAAUGUUUACAGUUGUUAUUAAGGAAGUAGUAAUAUAAUUCAAAUUGUCUUAUCUAUUUAUAUUUAUUGGCAAUAUUACAGCUUUUAAUUGUUCUAUCAUAUUUAUUGAUUUAAUUAAUUUUCCAAAUUGAUAAUAAUAUUACAGCUUUUCAUUGUGUAUCAUAUUUAUUAAUUUAAUUUACUUUCCAAAUUGGAAAACAAAUAUUAAUUGUAAAUAUGUUGGGGCAUUUCCACUCUAUAUAUAUUUGAUGAAAUCUUUAUGUAUAUUUAAAAUAUAUAUAUUAUAAAUUGAGAUUGUGUUAAAGACUGGUUAUUAUAGCUUGCCAUUUUGUUGUUGUUGUUAUUGUGUACAUUGUUAAAUUGGUGGCUUUCACUUGUAUUUUAAACCAAUAUAUUUUAUUGUCAAUUUUUUCACUUUUUUAUAUAUAAAAUUGAUUAGUUUUAUUGUUACAGUAUAGAAAUAUGUUCAUUCUCUUGUAUUGAUGUUUAUAAUAAUCCCCUGCUGAUCAAUGUUGUUCUUUUCAAUUUUUAUCAGUCAACAAACAGUCAGUCUUCUUACAGAACAUAUGAUUUUAUAAAUCAAGUCAUCUGUUACCAUACUGUAUCUGUCUAAAUUUGACUAUAGUGAACUGAUAACUUGAUGUGAUUUGGCAUUCUUAAGCCAAUGUAAGAUGUGUGAAGACAGGGUGGGGAUGUGAGGCUUAUUUAUGUGCAAUUUACAAGACAGGCCACAUGAUCCAUGCCCCCCAUAUGUACAGGUGAAAAUCUGCAAAUCCGUUGUUCCCUGCCCUAUCUCUAAGCUGCCCACCUCACCAAGUCAGAUUCAAAAUUUUUGUUAUUGUUGUACAAGGUUACAAUAAUUGUCAUGACAAUAUAUGAUAUCCAAUAGGUAGGAAUGGUUUAUGAUAAUAAUAUGAUUGCUACAACCAGGGUACUGACAUCAACUUGUAUUCAAUUUUCUUACAUAUUUUCAAUAUUAUUCAUGUACUUUCUGUGUAAGCUUUUUUUUUUUAGUGUGUAUGUUUGUGUCAAAAGGCAGAUAAAAUAUUGUUAAAUAAACAAAU